CAAGCUUCAUUCUACGCUGAGCCGCGAGGGGAGGUGGACUGCGCGCCUCCUGUCCAUUCACUCCCCGUACCAUAACUUAAACACGUGGUAGAAACAUCAUUUUCAAACCCAGAAAAUGUAAAACUGAACGGUGCAGACGAGUAACCAUGGCGUGCGAUCAGUAUAAAAGCAAUCAGUAAUUACUAAAUGAACAAGUGCAAAUUAACUACAGCAAUUAAAAGGAUUAUUAACAACAGUCAUUGGCUAUCUGGUGUACCGUACGCAGCCAGGAUCUGCAACAAUAACAAUCCCUGGCUAUCACAAGUACCGUACGGAGCCAGAAUCUGCAACAAUAACAAUCCCUGGCUAUCACAAAUACCGUACGCAGCCAGGAUCACCAAUAAUAACAAUCUCUGGCUAUCACGAGUACCGUACCCACCCAGGCUCUGCAACAAUAACAAUCCCUGGCUAUUACAAGUACCGUACGCAGCCAUGUCCAGUAAGGUUCAGCCCAGGGAAAACGCAGCGCCGCCCACCACUAAGAUAGAGAGCAGAGUGGGGCCAGAGACCAAGUUCUUCGUGAAUGCAAAGGGGAAACGGAUUCACUGCUCCUACUGGCGACCCAACGACUGCACGGAGAUCAGGGGCCUCAUCUUCUUGUGUCACGGCUUCGCUGAACACCUGCAGUGGUAUGAGGACCUGGCCCUCAGACUUACUGCUCGUGACCUCCUGGCGUUUGGACAUGACCACGUGGGGCACGGAAGGUCUGAGGGCGUGCGAGGCUAUGUAGAGAAUGUGGACGACUACGUGGAGGACGUGUUGCGCCACUGCGAUGACGUGCGCGCUGGUUACCCCGGCCUGCCCUGCUUCAUCGUGGGGCACUCCAUGGGCGGCAUGAUCGCCAUCCGCACCGCCAUGGCACGCCCGGAGCUGUUCAGAGGCGUGGUUCUGAUGGGGCCGCUUAUCAGAGCCAAUGAAGCAGAGGCCACGCCGCUAAAAAUCUUCCUGGCGCGGCUCGUUGCUCGCCUCCUGCCCUACAUCACGGUAGCCACACUUAAGCUGGAACACGUGACGAGGGACCAGGACAUGAGGAACAGACUGAAGAAGGACCCGCUAAGGUACCACGGGGGCAUCAGGGCACGAUGGGCAGCGGCAGUGGUGGACUCGCUACUGAGGAUAGAGGAACAGAUGGACAGUGUAGAGUGGCCCUUCCUGGUGCUGCAUGGGGAGGCGGACCAACUCUGCGCCCCCGAUGGCUCCAGAGACUUGCUUGAGCGCUCCGUCAGUAGUGAUAAGGAACUCAAGGUGUUUCCCGCUGCCUCCCACAACCUUUACCUAGAGGUGCCAGACGUGCGGCUCCAGGCUCUGCAGGACACGGUGGAGUGGAUCACUGCACGCCUGCCUGACUCCAACACAAAGUAACUCCACCCGUCCCUACCAAUCCACUUCCCUACUCCACCUCUUCCCAUCCACUACCACAAGUAACUACUCCACCACCCCCAGCACAAGUAAUUCCACGUCUCCACUACUACUCCACCAAUCCACCAGUCCACCAGUCCCAGCUACAAGUCCUCCACUCCACAGCCACGACCUUCACUUCUCCACCAGUACUUGCUAGUUUCCUUGUCUCCACUACCUCAUAUAGUCUCCUCCUCCUCCUCCUCCUCCUCCUCCUCCUCCUCCACGUGACCUUCACAACUAGCAGCAAUAGUACUAAAAGCAGCAACAGCAGUAGUAAUAGUAGCAAUACCACCACCAUCACCACCACCAACACCACCACCACCAGCAACAACAACAACAAUAACAACAACAAUCACUACCACCACCACCACCACCACCACCAUAACCUUCACACACACACACACACACACACACCUAGGCACUAAUAAACCUUCCCAAGACAACUAAAGCAAACAUACAAACAAACAAACAAACAAAAGAUAACAAGUAAUUCUAGAAACACGACACAAUAAAUAAAUAGAUAAAUAAUCGAUGUAUUGAAGUGUAAUUUUGUGUAAUUCUUUUGUAAUUACUAUGUACCUUUGAUUUGUGUGUGUGUGUGUGUGUGUGUGUGUGUGUGUGUGUGUGUACAUUAUUAUUAUUAUUAUUAUUAUUAUUAUUAUUAUUAUUAUUAUUAUUAUUAUUAUUAUUAGAGUUGAGGUUACAUACAUAUAUAAUGUAUAUAAUUAUAUAUAACCUGUAAUUCAAAUGGCAUUUAGAGAGAGAGAGAGAGAGAGAGAGAGAGAGAGAGAGAGAGAGAGAGAGAGAGAGAGAGAGUACAAAAACCAAUAAGUAAUUUCCUGUCUUCCUCUCACCUUUCUGUACUUACAUAGGUAAACCUCCUCCUCCUCCUCCUCCUCCUCCUCCUCCUCCUCCUCCUCCUCCUCCUCCUCCUCCUCCUGCUGCUCCCCCUCCUCCUCCUCCUACUUUCGUAACCUUUUUUUCUAAACUCAUCUUAUAGUUUCCUACUCUCUCUCUCUCUCUCUCUCUCUCUCUCUCUCUCUCUCUCUCUCUCUCUCUCUCUCUCUCGUCAUGUAAAUAAAAAAAUGUACAUUGUCGUUUUUUUUUCUCUUUUUUUCAUGUAAGAUUUUCACAAACAUUUUUUUCGCCCUCUCACUGUAUCUUUCUUUCUUUCUUUCUCUCUUUCUCUCUCCCUCUUUCUUUUUCAUCCUGUCGGUUUCUCCUGAAGCGAGAAACUAGUGUGCGUGUGUUUUUUCAUCCGUUUUCUUUAAGUCCCCCCUCUCUCUUAUGGUAUUAUAGAAAACGUGACAUGUGAGGUUGUGUAUUGUAUUCACUGGUGUAUAUAGAGAUCAGAGAGAGAGAGAGAGAGAGAGAGAGAGAGAGAGAGAGAGAGAGAGAGAAUGAUAACAUAAGGAAGAGAGAGAGAGAGAGAGAAAGGAGAGAGAGUGUGUGUGUGUGUGUGUGUGUGUGUGUGUGUGUGUGUGUGUACUGUACAUCAACUUUCGGAGAACGUACGAUUGCAAAACUGUAAGAACUCUAUAUGAAUGAUUACAAAACUAACUUUACUAACCAUUUGUCAUUUAUUUAUUUAUUUAUUUAUUUAUUUAUUUAUUUUUUGUGUGCGUUAAUAGAGCAGACCUCAUUUUCAUAUGUUUAUAAAUUUUCGGAUAAAUGCAGCCAAUUGAGCAACACUGGUUACUUCCGGCUGUCAGUCAAAUGAGAUUCCAAUAAUAACAAUAUGAAUCAUUUACUAUAAGUCCUCAGGAAAAAAAAAUCGACUUUGAAGUUAUUAUUAUUAUUAUUAUUAUUAUUAUUAUUAUUAUUAUUAUUAUUAUUAUUAUUGUUGUUGUUGUUGUUCUUAUUACUAUCAUUUGGUGUAUGGCUGUUUCCUUUUGUAAAUAAAUAAAGUUACCAGUACAG
Scylla paramamosain (green mud crab) is the source of this 3360-nucleotide messenger RNA. RefSeq names its product monoglyceride lipase-like. NCBI's taxonomy places the organism in Eukaryota, Metazoa, Arthropoda, Malacostraca, Decapoda, Portunidae. The record is from RefSeq and is a predicted model, not a curated record. The transcript is spliced from 7 exons. Gene Ontology annotation, cellular component: membrane. Gene Ontology annotation, molecular function: monoacylglycerol lipase activity. Bases 187 to 1401 code for a protein of 404 amino acids.